Molecule: messenger RNA, 1459 nt
Organism: Lactuca virosa
Lineage: Eukaryota; Viridiplantae; Streptophyta; Magnoliopsida; Asterales; Asteraceae
Source: the annotation of a GenBank genome assembly
AUGAGUGCUUCUGCCGACAAAUUGGCUCAUUUUCAAGCAAUUACAGGUCUCCAAGACGCCGAUUUGUGCACAGAGAUCCUCUCUGCUCAUGGCUGGGACCUUGAACUAGCUAUCUCAAGUAUCACUUCAACAUCAGAGGAAGACCACAUCAAUCUUCCCACUACUUCCGCCAUCGACAACGACACCAUCGCCACCGACAGAUUUGAACAAUCAGGAUUUAUUGCAACUGAGGGUGCAGGUCCACCAGGUUUAGCAUGGAAGCUCAUCACACUUCCGAUUUCCAUUGUUUCUGGGAGCCUAGGGUUAGUUUCAGGUGCUGUAGGGUUAGGCUUAUGGGCGGUGGGCGGUGUUCUUUCAUAUUCUUUAAGCAUGAUUGGAUUGACUAAUUCCGGGACUAACGGCGGAUCUUCCUCGACUCCUUUAGUUUCACUCUCAACCGCGGCAUCAGAGGCGAUGGAUUUCGUGUCGAAGUUCGAGAAUCAUCCUGAUACACCAUCCUUCUGUGAGGGCACUCUCUGUUCCGAGGUUAUGACAGAGUUCGUAAAUGAGAAUUUUGUUGCUUGGGGUGGGAGUAUUAGGGCAAGCGAAGGGUUCAAGAUGAGUAACAGCUUGAAGGCUUCUAGGUUUCCUUUCUGUGCUGUUGUCAUGGCAGCUACUAAUCAGAGAAUUGCUUUGCUCCAACAGGUUGAAGGGCCUAAAUCACCAGAAGAGCUGCUAACAAUGUUGCAAAGGGUUCUUGAAGAAAGUGCCCCUGUUCUUGUAACAGCAAGACUUGAAGCUGAGGAAAGAAGAAACAACAUCCGAUUAAGGGAGGAACAAGAUGCUGCAUAUCAAGCUGCACUUGAAGCUGAUCAAGCUAGGGAACGCCAGAGGAGGGAAGAGCAAGAACGAUUAGAAAGAGAAGCUGCUGAAGCUGAGAAGAAGCAAAAGGAAGAAGAGGAGGCCCGUGAAAGAGCAGCACGUGAAGCUGCUGAAAGAGAAGCUGCAUUGAUUAAACUGCGUGAGGAAAAAUCUUUGUUGUUGGGUCCUGAACCUGAAAAGGGGCCAGAUGUUACUCAGGUAUUAGUGAGAUUACCAAAUGGAGAAAGAAAGGGGAGGCGAUUCCAUUGCAGUGCAACAAUACAAUCUCUAUACGACUUUAUUGAUUCUUCAGGGGCUUUAGAAAUUGGAAGUUACAGCCUAGUCACCAAUUUCCCACGUGUCCUUUAUGGUCCAGAUAAACUCUCUUUCACCCUUAAAGAAGUUGGAUUGCAUCCUCAAGCCAGUCUUUUUGUGGAACAGAAAUCAUAAAUCAUGAAUCAUGAUCAAUCAGGAAAAAUGAUGGGGUUAAAGACAAAAUUAACACGGGAAAGAAAGAUGAAGGAGGUGAUCGAGUCUGAGGUGGUGCACGCAAUGUAAUUACACACAAAAUCUCCAACUGGACCUUAUAGGUUAAAAAAAUCGGAUGUUUAGGCUCUAU